Molecule: messenger RNA, 1239 nt
Organism: Charadrius vociferus (killdeer)
Lineage: Eukaryota; Metazoa; Chordata; Aves; Charadriiformes; Charadriidae
Gene: TRIM42
Product: tripartite motif containing 42
Source: RefSeq, a predicted model, not a curated record
AUGGAGGACCCCACGCUGGAGCAGGUGUGUGCACCUGGAGAAGGCUGUGACCAUGUGGAGAGCCUGUGCCAGAGCAGACUCCUGGCAGGACCUGUGGACCCAUGGAUAGAGGAGCCCAUGCCGGAGCAGAUCUGGCCACGCUGCUCAAACUGCUGUUACCUGACUUGCCCCAGCAGAAAGGAAAAAUGCUGCUUGUGUUGGUGCUUUUUGUUUACCAGUGAGCAAAACUGCAGCUGUUUCCCAUGUCUGUACAAAGACAACCGACUUUGCCCAUCCUGCAACUGCUCAUGUGCAGAGCACACCGACUGCUGGUGGUGCUGCUGCUCUUGUUCAAAUGACCCAGACUGCAAAUGCUGCUGCUGCGGUGGAGAGAAUUCAGCAUGUCAGUAUUAUGAAAGCAAGUGUUGCAGAAGCUCUGCCAAUGAACCACAUCACUCAAGAACACCAGGAACUGUUCAGGUAAAAACCUAUGUAGUGACAAGAAAGAACAUACAGAGAACUUUAAAACAAGGAGGAAAACAGGAAUGUGUUUGUAGCAAGGCAGCUGCAGCUGUGUUUCUGCAGUCUGCAGAGUGCUUAGGGAAAGUAACAAAAAAUGCAGUUCCUUCCAUUUUCCAACCUAGUCCACGUCUAAGAAACAAUACCCUAAGAAAACUUAAUUUUGAUGAAAUUUUCUCCAUUUUACAGGGACUUGUCCCAUUGCUUAUCAGAAUAAGGCAGUCAGAAAGUAAAGCAGAAAAAUAUCCCUAUUCUUUUAGCUGAGAGAUAAUUGUUCCAAGGCAUGUUUCAAGUACUCAUGAAUCCAAGCAAGCAACAUUGUUCCAAAGCACAUCUUUAAAUUCCUUGUUUGAUUUAGGUGAUCUGUCUAAAGACACUGUCAGAAGACCAAGCUCUACACCUCCCUGUUAUCCUACACAGGGUAAUGAAGUGUGUACAUACUGGGAUACAGCUUGUGAAACUCCAAGAAAAGAAAGAAAAUAUCAGAUUAACUUUUCAAGUCCAGAACCUAUAGACAAUGAAUCAGUGCCAGUGCCAGGAUCCGUUGUUAUAUACCAAUACCAGACUGCUGUUUACCCAAGGACUGUCAAAAUUUACUGGGCUUUUCCCACAGAAGACAUGGGGUUUUUUGAGGUAGAGUUUUAUGAAGUUGCUCAUAUUGGUCCUGAUAAAGUUGUCCAGUCACAACUAGCUGGCCAGCUAAGCCAGCUUUCCAGCCCUUUUGUCCCUUGUCACAUUUAG